AGGAUGGAACUGAAAUACGGAUAUAUGUUGACCAAGGAGUUGGAAUAAGACUGAGUCCUGCUCUGUGAUAUUUAUAUACCUGGACCAUGGACUUGCUGUUUGACUUCAUGCUUUAGGAACCUUCGUAGUAACUGUGUGAAGCUGGUGGGAAUCAUGGCAUUCUCUCCAUGGAAGCUGUCCUCUCAGAAACUUGGCUUUUUUCUGGUGACUUUUGGUUUCAUUUGGGGAAUGAUGCUCCUGCAUUUUACUAUUCAGCAGCAAACACAACACGAAAGCAGUUCAGUCCUGCGUGAGCAAAUUUUGGAUCUCAGCAAAAGAUACAUCAAAGCAUUAGCUGAAGAAAAUAAGAAUGUGGUUGAUGGGCCUUAUGUUGGGACAGUGACAGCAUACGAUUUGAAGAAGACACUUGCGGUCUUGUUGGAUAAUAUAUUGCAGCGCAUUGGGAAGCUAGAGUCCAAGGUGGAAAAUCUUGUACUUAAUGGAACAGGAGCAAACUCUACCAACAAUACUACCACUCCUGCUCCCAGCGUAGGAGCAGUUGAAAAGCUUAAUGUAGCAG
This is a messenger RNA of Eurypyga helias (sunbittern), 559 nucleotides long. Its product is annotated as alpha-1,6-mannosylglycoprotein 6-beta-N-acetylglucosaminyltransferase A-like. The record is from RefSeq and is a predicted model, not a curated record. The transcript has 2 exons. Lineage: Eukaryota; Metazoa; Chordata; Aves; Eurypygiformes; Eurypygidae. The annotation marks the transcript as partial.